CACUUCCGCAUCAAACAGCGUGUGUCUGUGCUGCUCCGUCCAUUCAGAGACAUGAUCUGUCUCUUCCUGUCCGUCCUCGCUCACGUCUUCCAGUCAGCGUGGACUGGGGUGAAUGAGCGAACCUUCAUCGCUGUGAAACCCGAUGGCGUGCAGCGGAAGCUCGUUGGCGAAAUUGUGCGGCGCUUCGAGAGGAAAGGGUUCAAGCUGGUCGGCCUCAAACUGAUGCAGGCGUCGGAGGAGCUCCUCAGGGAACAUUACUCUGAGCUGAGGAGCAAACCCUUCUUCAGAGGACUGAUCGCCUACAUGAGCUCAGGACCAGUCGUUGCAAUGGUGUGGCAGGGUCUGGACGUGGCGAAGACCGCCCGUAAGAUGUUGGGAGAGACCAACCCUGCGGACUCGCUGCCAGGAACCAUCCGAGGAGACUACUGCGUGGAAGUGGGCAGGAACGUGAUCCACGGCAGCGACUCUGUGGAAAGCGCCCAGAGGGAAAUUGCUCUGUGGUUUCGUCAGAACGAGCUUCACUGCUGGGAGGACAACUGCAACCACUGGAUCUACAACUGAUCUCUGAAAUCCACUCUCUGUAAACCGUCCUGUUGGUAAACCAGUGUUUUUUUUUUCUUCUUUUUGUUAAGUCUCAGUACAAGAAGGAUCACAUUGUACCUCAGAGGACGAUUUUGGCUUAAGUAGCUCGUAGCUACAGGAGAGAUGCUGCAUCAUCGCUGCCUUGUUUUCCCCCCCAUUCAUUUAAAAAUAGAAUCUAUAUGAAGUGUGUUUGAAAUGAUUCCUCAAAGCAAAAGUGCACAAAAUAACCAAAAACAUGACUGUUACAGUUUUCAGUGUAGAUUCUGAUGAGUGCAAGACACUAGCUCAGAAAUGGGUUUUUAAAGCAAUAAGCUUGUUGCAAUAAAUGUUCACGAAUUGUAACAAUUGAUCCCAAAGAUCUCAGGUGAAGUUACAGGAAACAUCAAAUCACAGCUCUGUUGUUUUGAUUCUUUGUAUUUAAAGUGAAAAAUCAGCCACAUGUAACGAAAAUCCCCAAAACGUUGAAGAAAGUAAUAAUAAACGUUACCCGGCACCAUUAUUGCACAUUCACAGUUUUUCAGUUUCCUGUAACUUCAAUUUCUGUAAGAAUGUAAAAACAGUCCGAUCACUCUAACAAAAACUUGAAUACAGUCGUUGAUAUAGCUUUUAAAAUAUGAUGUGUAAAUCGUCUUGUUUAAGACGCUGAAUGAAGUUUGCGAAUAUCUUUUUAUAAAACAUGUCAUUUUCCCAUCAUGUUGUCACAUUCAUGCUUUUUUAAAACACUAUAAUGAUGCUCAGUUGAUUGUAUUGGACCUGCUGAAGAAAAUAAAUCUAAAUUUAAAAAA
Molecule: messenger RNA, 1367 nt
Organism: Limanda limanda (common dab)
Lineage: Eukaryota; Metazoa; Chordata; Actinopteri; Pleuronectiformes; Pleuronectidae
Gene: nme3
Product: NME/NM23 nucleoside diphosphate kinase 3
Exons: 5
Coding region: 52-561 (169 amino acids)
Biological process (GO): GTP biosynthetic process; CTP biosynthetic process; UTP biosynthetic process
Molecular function (GO): nucleoside diphosphate kinase activity
Source: RefSeq, a predicted model, not a curated record